AUGCGGCAACGAAGGUUGCACUUGCGGUUCCUGGCGGGAAGAAGACGGUUGAUGCUUGUCUUUACCUUGUUGACUCUGCUUUAUAUGAAUAUCCUGUGUCUUGCGAAUCGAAUGACAGUGUCUUUACCUCCUACAACCUUUCGGAUCGAUAGCAGGACUCAGAUGAAAGACAUCUUCAAGUGUUCAAGUCUGCACUUUAUCGGUUCUUUUAACGAAUAUUACGUCAAUUGUGAUCUACUUGUACCUGACCAAGAGCAGCUGAAGCUACUGGAGAUUGUAAAUGUGACGUUAGAUGGCUCAAAGCUCUCACCUUUGCCCGGUGUCCACGCAGAACUGACAUUUAACCUCAAUACAAGCCUCACCACCGUGUCCAUUUGUAACAGUCAAUUGCAUGCCAGCGCCGUGGAAGUUCGUGCAGCUAACGUAUCAAUAGACAAACAUUCUGUUGUAAACGUAACGGCUCGUGGGCUCAAGUUUGGACCAGGUUAUAACUCGUGGAGCGCAAUGGGCGGCAGUUAUGGAGGAAUUGGUGGGGCUUCACUUACUAAUAGUCACUCAAACUGUGAUAACGUAUCACGUAAUGAUUUCUUUCGAGCAGUGGGAGAUGUCUCAGCAAACUCGGCUAAUUUUCGAGGCUAUGGCAGUGGAGGAGGUAAUGACAAGAGUCGGGGCGGAGGACGAAUCUCUGUGGUUGUAGAGGGAAAUGUGGAAAUCCAUGGAUUCCUAUUGGCCCAUGGAGGAGAUGCAUGUGAAGACUGCUAUGAUAGUGCUGGCGCAGGCGGCAGUAUUGUAGUUGUGGCGACGGAACGUAUCUAUGGAAAUGGAACAGUGCAGGCGAAUGGUGGAGAGCCUAGUAUUUUCAGUAAUGAUAAAUUUGCUGGUGGUGGUGGUGGUGGAGGUGGAGGUGGACGAAUUGUGCUUGAUUCAAAGAACGGAGAAGAACUAGUGCCGUCACAGGUCGCGGCGUUCGGUGGCGGUUCGAGUACUGACAAAAGUGCAGCGAUAGGGUGGUGCCAGUUAGGAGGCGAUGGGACUAUAUUGAAGCUACAUUAUUCGAAGAAAGAUGAUGGUGACCGUAAUGGCAGCCGACGUCUUAAGACUGUAGUAAGUACGUUGCUUGUAAAAGGGAGACGGUUGGCACACUCUGGACCCGUAAAGCGCAUUCAGAUUUACGGAUGUACACCGAUUUUCCAGCAAACUCCCAGGGGUGCCCGAUUCCUGCCAGAGUCUCUUGUACAUAUGUUUGUAAAUGGCGGAUCUACAGUCUGUGCAUCGGUGAUUGAUCUACAGGACAGCGUUGGAGGCAUUAAAAGUUCGAUUGUAGUUGACUCUGGAUCAGAACUCAAUGUUUUUGACCGUGAACGAACAGUCCGGUUGUCGGCGUCGCAAAUUACAGUUCAGGGUUACGUGGGGCCUUCAUCACUACAAGAACGUGAUUUAUUUGGUCUGUUACUAAUUGGAGCUGACGUUUCAUUUUCCAAUGCGCUAGCAAUGGUGCACGAACUUGAUGUCGAUGCCCUCGGUACGCUUUCUAUUGAUGAGUUUUCUGUGCUUCAAUUUCAAGCAAAAGUAAACAUCAAGACAAAUGCUUCUAUCAAGAUUCGCGGCUUCCUGCAGCCUUUGGGCAAACCGUUCGUGCAAGUGCAUCGUAGCGACCGAGACGAUAUCCCCAUGAUUAGCGUGAUUAGUAACAAAGAUAUCGAGUUUCGCCCACAAACUACGGAAAUGGGACAGGUGAAUCUGCUCAUCAGGACGAAUGGCACAGUGCUCCUAGAUAUGCCGUUUGACACUCCAUUUCUUAAACUAUUGGUUUCGGCUGUGAACGUAUCCAUUGACAACGUGAACAGUGGCCCAGUGGUGGAAUGCAAUGGUAUUAAUCUCGAAGCGGACGCAUCCGCCUGCACAACUUUGCACAGGUCAAAUUUUGACGAUCAGCCAUAUUCAAUCAGUAUUUUUGCUUCGGAGAUUGCUACUCUGGGGAAUUUUUCGGCUGGAUCUAUGAUUCUGUGUAGCAGCAGCAUCAUGACCGUCGAGGGUGCGAUUUCCAGCUCGAGGCUUGGAUGUGGUUCUGGCGUAGGUCCUGGUAAGAGCGAGAUUUCUGGUGUAGCUAGCGGUGGGGCAGGCCAUGGCGGAAGAGGUGGUAACAUUUUACCGGGCAGUACUGGUGGUGGUGCUGUCUAUGACGUUUCCAAAGAGCUUGUGAUGCAGCAAACCGGAUUGUGGAUGUCACAGUCUGCGGACAGCGGUUGGCCGCUUUGGCCCGGUAGUGGUGCGGCGAGUGGCGACACGCCAAACAAAAUUAUUGGAGGCAGCGGGGGUGGAAUCAUCUACAUUGGGACAAAGAAGCUUAACAUAGCCAAAGUAGCGUCAAUCUCAGCGCGGGGAGGAAUCGGUUCAAUGGGCGGUGGCGGUGGAUCUGGUGGAUCCCUGACACUUUUUAUUGCUGACAUCGCCGGCGGAGGCUUCAUAGAUUUGGCUGGUGGUUCAACUUCCGCGCCAGUAGUUUCCUCUGCCAACAACAAACCUGCAAACCAGUCAAUUUGGAAUCCUAACGUGCUUCCAGGGGCUUUUAUCGACAAUGCUGGAAGGGUAGGGGGUGGUGGAGGUGGAGGAAUAAUUCGUAUCACAUAUUUGAAUACUCCUGACAAUUCGAGUGAGGGCAACGGGGAGGCGUUUGUUAAGAAUGGAGGUCGCAUUUCUGUUAGCGGCGGUGAAAGCACAGGAGGUGAGAAUGGAGGUGCAGGUGUUAUGGUUGGUGCAAACUGUCGUCCAGGGCGUGGUAACGUGUUUUGCUUGCCAUGCCCGGAGGGCAGUUACAGCCCAGGUCGUUUCUCUAAGUGUUCGCCAUGUGAUCCUGGUACAUACUCUAGCCAUACUGGAUCUGAAAAUUGCGAUGCAUGUCAAAUUGGUCAUUUCAAUCCAGAUUUUGGACAAAAGGAGUGCCAGUCUUGUCCAUUGGGGUCAUUUGGUGCAAAAGUGGGUUUGGUGAAGUGUGAGCUGUGCCCACCUGGAUCGUUUGCACGGUUGACUGGCAGCAGUACAUGCUCGUUCUGUCCUGUAGGCAGCAUUACUACUUCGUCCGGCAGUAGCAAUUGUACACUGUGUGGAAUUGGGGAGACCACAGCUAAAGCUGGUGCAACUGUAUGUGCUAAAUGCAAGAACAAACCCAUCCACUCCGAGUUCAACAUGCCCGGCAAUUGCUCAUAUGCUUGCUUUAAGGGACGAAAUGGACUGGACUGCUUAACCCCUUUCGAACGCUUGGUAAAACCUAUCGGUGGUCCGCUCUCUUUUGUGAUUCUCGUGUUUGCCGUUACUGGUCUUAUCUUUGCCGCCUGGGGGUUCUUUUCUUACCACGACGAUAGGUCCGAGCUGCACCGUUAUACCCAGUACAAAGCACAAAGGUUGCGCGAUGAGCUGUCGCUCGAGACGGUAACACGAACCUUAACUCCUCGGCUAACUGACCAAGAUCUCACUGCUCACGUUGCUCGCUUGUAUCUCGCCGGAGACAAUCAUCUGAAGAGUGCCUGGCGACUGAAUCCAUACUUCUUACCAGUAAGCCUGCGUGACAUUGUCGAAGAAGGCACGUACGCUAGUUUUGCUUCCACAUGCAACAAAUUGGUGGAAUGGGACCUUACAAGCUGGGAGGCGUGGUUGUAUCGCUUUUUGAUUGUCACGAUACCUCCAGUAAGCACCCUUUUCAUGCGACGCUGCCAGUUGCGUCGCGUUGUAAAGCUUACGAAGUACAUACGAGAUUAUGGCGGUCGCUUCUUCCGCGACAUGAACUUUCGAGUGCAUGGCACGCAAUUGAAAGUUGGCUUUAGCUCUGAUUUCUCACUCGGUUACUUCGAUGUACUAAUUUCACGGUCAGGUUCGUUUUCAUCGUUGAAUUUGAAUGCGAUGCAAGCUGCGAAUCAUGAGGAUCUAGUGCUUGUGGUUGGUGGUAGUGGCUCAUUCUUCAGACCAUAUCAUCUCGAUUCGAACGACAUUAUCGUGCGAGCCGUACCUUCGCGUCUCCAACUUCUGGAACACAACUUUUGGAUUGAUUUUGUGGCCGAUAUCAAUCAGAAACUGCGCGUGUUACCGCAGCCUACGUCAGCUGUUCGCCGUGUUCGCGAGGCUGCUGAAGUGGCUCGUGACAUAAUCAAAUGUGUAGAAGCGCUCAACGAGAAACACGUAAAAGAUGGCUUUGCGGUGAUGUUCGGGACAUUCUUGGUCGGAAAAGCGAUAGCGGCAGAUGGGAAUGAGCGCUGCUUUGAGCCGAUUUCGCUCGAAAAUGUAGACACGACUUUCGCAUCCUACUCGCAAGAACCGUUUAAAUUGGCUAUUCGAAUUUUUAGACUGCCUGAAACAUUUCCUGCAACAAUAAACAAGACGUCGUUACAUCAUCUAGAGCCGUCAUCAGAAGAUAAUGACCGAAUGAUGGCUGAAGCGGAUCCUCGUUCAACUGACUUCCGGUACUCACAGAUCAGGAUGGAAGCUUUGUUUGUGCAGCCUGAGCGUCAAAGAGAUUACCCAGACAAUUUCAGGGAUGACAGCGAUAGUCUCAUACCACACAAGAAACCACAUAGCCGUAUCACGGCACGGCAAGCAAAAGCGCUGGUGGAGGCCUUGUGUACAAAUGACACUGCGAAGCGGUGGUUAACAACUCUUUCGCAGCCUGUGUAUCCACUUUUCCGAUUGCGCAACUUGUCCCGUCCUGAUCUUCCUGUCCGGUGGUUACUCUCCGUGAUGAUGGUGCUCCUUUUAAUUGCUGAUAUGAGUAUUGCAUUUUGGAUCAUGAUGGAGUACUAUUGUAUUCAAAUUCGUGACCCCACUGCCCAAGAUGCUGGCUGCUCCCGGACAGCGCUAUGGUCAGUCAUUAGUAUCGUACCGGGAGCCAUUUUCGGCUCGCCGCUACUUGGACUGCUUUUCGUCACAAGAAAGAACAUCUUUUGCGGCAAGUUGUUUGCGCUGUGGAAUGUCAGCUCAAAUGUGAACCAAGUUGCAGCUUUCAUCGGUGGCCUUGCUUUCCUGGCGCACGUUCACAACGACAUUCUGCUCGUAGCAGUCGGUGGCGUGCUUAUUAAAUAUUUUGAGAAAGAAGUGGCCUUGCGUUGCAUUGCGCAAUAUGCAAGCGAACGGUCUCUACGCGGUUGGCGAGGCCUGCAUACUACGCGUGACUGGUACGAUGCUGCCUACACGCCUUUAGUUCAUGACGAAAGCUAA
Peronospora farinosa is the source of this 5205-nucleotide messenger RNA. The record is from the annotation of a GenBank genome assembly. NCBI's taxonomy places the organism in Eukaryota, Oomycota, Peronosporomycetes, Peronosporales, Peronosporaceae.